GCGACGGAUGCCAAAGCGCGAUGAAAUGCAAAGAAAGCCAAUUGCUGGCCCGGGGUGGGGGGAGAUCGCUCCUCGGAGUCCUGCCUGCGACUCUGGAAGAGGCAAUAAUUGCUGGAGACAGAGAGAGCUGGGGGGCUGGGCUGAGGUAGCCAUGUAUAAAUAGUGUGAUCUCCCCAUUGAAAGGCAUAAAUAACAGCAGGAGGGAUCUAAGCCCCGAGACAGCGCCCGGUCUCUGCUCUUCGACGUGGUCUUCCUCGCUGCUUGUCACGAGGAGGAGGAUUUAAAACAAAACACGCGCACGCAACGCGCAACACCACCUUCAGCAGCAGCAGCAACAGCCUGGACCGACGAGGCGGUCCCCUGGACCUCUUGAGUGCAGAUCUCCACCCCACCAGCCCCACCACCACGACCCACGCCCAGAUCCAGCCGCUGCAGCGCGGAGGACCUCUUCACUGUGGAUCGCGAGCGUGCGCUUCUUCUCUCCCCCUCCCCUUUCCCAGCCACCGGGUCGCCAUGGAAGAACUUACCGCGUUUGUCUCCAAAUCUUUCGACCAGAAAAGCAAGGAGAGCAGCAGCGGAGGAGGAGGAGGAGGUGGCGGCGGAGGAGGCGGCGGAGGAGGAGGAGGCGGCGGCGGUGGCAGCAGCGGCGGAGGAGGCACCGGCCACAAGAAGGAGACUAUCACGUACCGGGAAGUUUUGGAGAGUGGGCUGGCGCGCUCGCGGGAGCUGGGCGCCUCGGAAGCCGGCAGCCUGCAGGAGCUGGCCGAGAGCGGCGCGCACUGCCCGGUGCACCUCUUCAAGGAGCACGGAGACGGAGACAAGGACAAGCUCAAGGACUUCAACCACGCCAGCAGGACCUCGGAAGGGAUCUAUGAGUGCAAAGACAAGCGGGAAGAGGUGAAAUCCGAAGACGAGGACGGCCAGACCAAGCUGAAGCAAAGGAGGAGUCGAACCAAUUUCACACUGGAGCAGCUGAACGAGCUGGAGAGGCUCUUCGACGAGACGCACUAUCCGGACGCCUUCAUGAGGGAGGAGCUGAGCCAGAGGCUGGGGCUGUCGGAAGCCAGGGUUCAGGUUUGGUUCCAGAACCGAAGAGCCAAAUGCCGGAAACAGGAGAACCAGAUGCAUAAAGGUGUGAUCUUGGGGACGGCCAGCCACUUAGACGCCUGCCGAGUGGCCCCUUACGUCAACAUGGGCGCCCUGAGGAUGCCUUUCCAGCAGGUAGUCCAAGCUCAGCUGCAGCUGGAAGGCGUCACCCAUGCCCACCCUCACCUCCACCCUCACCUGGCUGCACACGCCCCUUAUCUGAUGUUUCCUCCGCCCCCUUUUGGACUUCCCAUUGCCUCCUUGGCAGAUUCCGCCUCUGCAGCAGCAGUAGUAGCAGCGGCUGCAAAGAGCAACAGCAAGAAUUCCAGCAUCGCUGACUUGAGGCUCAAGGCUCGGAAACACGCCGAGGCCCUGGGGCUCUGACAUUUCCUCCCCAGAAGCCAUUUUGUUGCCAGGGAUGGACAAUAGUAUCUUUCCUCUAUCCAGUAUCCAAGCUUGGCUGUGAUAAGGACAACUGGUACCUUUUUAAAGGGCCACAAGUACUUGUAGACAGGCUCAGUGCUGGCCUGUUCCUUCUUUCCUCCCUUUCUCAUCCUCUCUUUUUAUUUUGUUCAAAUACUUCAGCAACUUGUUCAGUUGAUCUGAGGACUGAAGGACUGAGGACUGGCCUGUUUUCUGUUUUAAAUUUUUAUUUCAAAAAGCACUUAGUGCUAAUGAUUGCAGUUAAACUGUUCUUCAGCCACCAGAUGCAUAAAUAUUAGGUUUGAAAUCAGUCUGGAUCUCAGUUAUAGGUGUCAGUUUUGGAAAAAAAAAGUUGAGAAAACUUUGGAGGAAAGUAGAUUUUUUGGGGGGUGGGGGAACGGAACCCUCCGAUCGCGUGGCAUCCAUGAAUCUUGGGACAAGUGGAAGUGGACCCUGGCCAAACUGAAGAUGAUCAUGUCAGCCCAACACCAUUUGCUGCUGCCAGUUUUGCUACAUCGUGCAUGUGCCUAACUUUAAACAAUGUUUGAAAAUCGCCAAGUAUACUGAAACAAAAAUGAAACAGAAAAGAAAAAAGAAAAAGCUUAACAACAUCGUGGGGCUGGUCUCCAUUAAGAUGACAUUUCUUCUUUGUUGCCAACGGUAUUAUUUCAAUCUCAUGAAUCUCUUCCAUCGCUAUGGAGCUGCUGCUGCUGCAGAACUGGUUUGAAUUUAAACGUGGAAUUUCAGAUCUGAGACAAGGCAGUGUUCUCUAAACAAAGCAGCAAUAACACAGUGGGGUGUCCAAAUGACUACAUCCUUCACGAGGCACAACAAGAACAACAACAACUGAGUGUUCGUGUGAGAAAGAGAGACACCCAAAUUAGUUGGUGAUCCAAAUGACAGGAACAAUGAUGAACACAUCUGUUUUACUGAGAACCACCUGAACAUGCUGAAAUGCUUAUACUAUGUGAACAGGUUUACUUCACCGUUUUUAUUUCCAGAUGUCUGGAUCUCUGCGGAAGGCCUGCUCGGUUUACAGGAUCUAGAGGGGUUGAUUCAUCUGUCAAAGAUGGACACAGUUUUGUUUUUUUAAAAAGCAUAAUACUGAUGCAGCGUUAAUUUUAGUGAAAUGCAAUUAAGUGCAGUAAAGUGCAAUACUGUAAAUAUUAUAGAUUAAAAGGGGGGGGGGGAAUAGUCGCACAUUCUUUUUCUGUUAAUAACCAACUCUGCAGGAACUGUAACCUGGUCCUUUGUGUUCAGACCUGGGAAUUGCCAUUUGUUGCCAAAAUGAUAAAGUCUGGGCCUUCUACAGAUUGGGAAAGAAAUAUGAAUUGCAUAUAUAAAAAGAGAACCGCCAUGAUUAUGAA
Molecule: messenger RNA, 2876 nt
Organism: Lacerta agilis (Sand lizard)
Lineage: Eukaryota; Metazoa; Chordata; Lepidosauria; Squamata; Lacertidae
Gene: SHOX
Product: short stature homeobox
Exons: 5
Coding region: 514-1470 (318 amino acids)
Biological process (GO): regulation of transcription by RNA polymerase II
Cellular component (GO): nucleus
Molecular function (GO): sequence-specific double-stranded DNA binding; DNA-binding transcription factor activity, RNA polymerase II-specific
Source: RefSeq, a predicted model, not a curated record